UGUUUUAUAUUUUUUCUUCCGGAGCGUUCUACUUGUGUGUUUCCUUGUGCAUGCGGAGGACAUGUCCCAUUGAGCUGCAGUUCGAUCCAGAAAUUGAAAAGACAGCUCGCGCAAUUCGGAAGGCAACAAGGGAAGCUCAAGCUUCAAGAGGAAAAGCUUUGCUAGGUGGUACACCGGACUGUCAAGGACAGAGUUCAGCUACAAUGGAAGAAGAGCAGGAUCCACCGGUCCACGUUCCACCGGUUCCUCAACCACAAAGACGUACUCUUGGUGAUUAUGGGCGGAGAGAUAAUGACGCCCUAGCCAAUCAGGGUUUUCAACCGGCAAACCCGGUUUCUUUUGACAUUAAGAAUACUGUCUUAUCCGCACUCAAAGAGAACCCCUACUCCGGAUCGGAAUCCCAAUGUCCCAACCUACAUUUAUCACAUUUCUAUGAGGCUUGCGAUUAUACCGACCCACCGGGGGUAAGUGAAUCGGAUAAGAGACUUAGGUUGUUCAAGCACUCUCUCACCGGCCGUGCUAAGGAUUGGUUGGACACAAUACCUGCCGGAACUAUUGAGACAUGGAGACAACUUGAGCGGAAGUUCUUAGACCGCUACUUCCCUAUUCAUAAGUUUUUGGAAAGAAGGGCUGAAAUUAGCAACUUCGAGCAAGCAGAUGGGGAGACGCUCUAUGAUGCUUGGGAGAGGUUCAAAGUUUGUCUUAAAAGGUGCCCGAAUCAUGGUUUCGACGGCCACAAUCAGAUGCAAAUGUUCACCCAAGGCUUGAGGGCGCAAACGCGCAUGAUACUUGACGCAUCAGCCGGUGGUUCGCUGAAAAAUCGGGACGAGGCUGAAGCAAGAGAAUUGGUGGAAAAUUUUGUGGUUUUGGACAUAGAAGAAACUAGGGAGUGA
This is a messenger RNA of Trifolium pratense (red clover), 893 nucleotides long. RefSeq lists its product as uncharacterized. NCBI's taxonomy places the organism in Eukaryota, Viridiplantae, Streptophyta, Magnoliopsida, Fabales, Fabaceae. The transcript is spliced from 2 exons. The record is from RefSeq and is a predicted model, not a curated record. Bases 51 to 893 code for a protein of 280 amino acids.